AACAAGUAGCAAAUGACGACAUCAUCACAAGUUCACAAUCACGAGAGCAAGAGCUGUAGUGUUCGACCUAGUUAUCAGCGGAUAAGAGCUCUGAGUAACAAUUUAUAGUAUUAACAGUUAUCUUUUUUUUUUGCCAAUUAGUUUUAUCGUUCGAAUGGGUACGCCUUCUUUCUAAAUCAUUAUUAUUGUUUACUUUUCUGCAGAUGACUCAGCACUUUUAAACUUAGUAUAGACUGGAUAGUAUUUCCGUGCUUGUAUUAGUAUGUAUGCUAAGUGCUGGGCAAAAAAGUAUUUAAUACAAGUCAGUGUUGAAGUAUUAGCCAACUAGCUAGUAUAUCUUAAAAAAACAGUGUAAAUGUUUUAGUCAAAUUAAGUGAAUCUCUGCUCAAGUCAACUUUACACUGGAAUCCCACGAUCAAUGUUGGCCUUAGCCUAUUGAAAAAAAAUGGAAAAUAAUGUAGCCAAUGAAAAAGAGAGUCUGCUCCUUAAGGUUGAAAGACAAAUUUUCUCCAAUCAAGAACAAUUUGAUGAUAAUUUUCAAAAAAAUGAUCCACCUGUUGAUAAAAAUGUUCACAAAGGAAUGUUUAGCCAACUUAAGACUAGUUGUUCCAAUCAAUGUUCUGCAAUGGCAUCAAGAGAAUUUUGGUGUGGACUGUUUCCAAUAAUUGGCUGGUUGUCCAAAUAUUCAUUGAAGGACCAGUUGAUGGGGGAUAUUAUGUCAGGAUGCACAGUUGCAAUUAUGCACAUACCACAAGGAAUGGGUUAUGCUCUCUUGGGUGGUGUAUCACCUAUUAUUGGAUUAUACAUGGCUUUUUUUCCUGUUUUGAUUUAUGUGUGCCUUGGAACUUCUCACCACAUUUCAAUUGGUACCUUUGCUGUAACCACCUUGAUGACUGGUAAAAUUGUUGACCAGUAUGGUAGCCAUGAUGAUGCCAACUUUUCAAGUGAACAUUCAUUCAAAAUGGAUAACAUAAGUAGUAUCCACUAUACUAAUCUUGAAGUGGCAACUGCUGUAUGUCUUAUGGUUGGCCUCUGGCAGAUAUUAAUGGGAAUUCUCAGGUUAGGGAUUUUGGGAAUCAUAUUAUCCGACCACCUUGUAAGUGGCUUUACCACUGCUGCUGCCAUACACGUUGUGGUCUCACAGACGAAAAAUCUGUUAGGAUUGAAAGUCCCUCGCUUUAAUGGAUCUUUUAAGCUCAUUCGAUCAACCGUUGAAAUAUUCGGUGCUCUUCCCACAACCAAUCUUGCAGAAGCUGUCAUCUCUUGCAUCGCUAUAACGGUAAUGGCUGUUCACAACGACUGGCUGAAACCCUGGUAUGGAAAGAAAAUCAAGUUCCCCAUCCCGACAGAGCUCAUUAUUCUCGUAAUUGGAACUGUGGCUUCAUAUUUUGGAAAUCUGACUAGCGACUACGGCAUCAAAACUCUAAAUCAUAUUCCAACUGGAUUCCCCACACCUCGGAGCCCACCGUACGAGCUCUUUCCCUCCAUCAUUAUUGACACGAUUCCAGUUGCCAUCGUAGCUUAUGCCGUCAGUUUGUCCAUGGCCAAGAUCUUUGCUCGAAAACGAGGAUACGAAAUAUCAAGCAACCAGGAGUUGUUUGCUCAGGGAGCUGCAAAUGUAUUUGGCGCUUUUUUCUCUUGUAUGCCAGUCUCAACAUCUCUUUCACGAAGUAUGUUACAAGAAUCUGUCGGAGGUGAAACUCAACUAGCUAGCGUGGUGUCCUGCUGUUUGUUGUUGACCAUUCUACUUUGGAUUGGCCCUCUUUUCGAAUCACUUCCGUUAGCUGUUCUAGCUUCUGUCAUCAUCGUGGCUCUGAAAGGGAUGUUCAUACAAUUUCGAGAUUUUAAGUCUGCACUGAAAACUUCCCCGCUAGAUUCGAUUGUUUGGAUGGCUACAUUCCUAGCGGUAGUCAUUGUGGACAUCGAUAUCGGUCUCCUCGUCGGAGUCGUGGCCUCAAUUACUGUUCUGAUUUACCGUGGACAUCGUCCGUAUGCUGCAACUCUAGGUCAUUUGCAAGGAACUGAAAUGCAUGUCGACGUUGAACUCUUUUCAGCUGCUGUCGAAGUUCCUGGUAUUAAGAUUUUCCGUUGGGCUGGCGCGAUUCACUUUGCAAACGGCGAGACUUUUCGGCAUGUCGUAGAUAGUCAUCUAGGUUCUCAUAGGAUUCCAACAUCAGUUACACGUACUGCCACUUCCGUACACGACAAGGAAUCACCAAAUGUCGAAGUAUCGCCAUUAAAAUACGGGACACUGGAUCCAACUGCAAGUACGUUGCUUACCAGUGGCGCAAUCUUAAACCCUGACGUUCCUGUAGCGAAUAUCAAGUAUCUGAUCCUUGACUGUUCUGCUUUGUCUUACGUUGAUCUAAGCGGUACAAAAAUCUUAACUACUUUACACAAAGAUUUAAUGAAAAGUAGAGGCAUUACUCUUGUUUUGACAAAUUGUUCUGAACCGCUAAUGAAACAGCUCCAGCGACAGGACUAUUUUGAAUUGUUUCCAAAGUCACAGGUGUACCCGUCGAUUAUAGACGCAGUUGUGACAAUCGAAAGUUCAAAUCGAUGUAAAAAUGAAAGUUCUAUCAAUUCUGCCAUAGUUCCCGUUGAUUAAAGUCGCUAUUUAAAUGUGACCAUAUCAUAUAAUCAUUUUAUAGAAACUUAGUAACCCUACUUAAAGUGGAGUACUGAAAUCGUCUUAUCAAUUAUCUAUUCUCGAUGGGUUGUGCAAUCUAUAGUGUUACCAAAAAAUUUGUGUUACCAAAAGAUCAUUACCACCCGACUAACGGUGCAAAAGUCUGUACGUUACCGUAAGUGCAUUUGUAUUCUUUAUUAAAUGAGUACCUUGUUGGAAUGAAGCGACGCGUUGAAGUCCAACUGUCAAACCAUAUCGAAAAUUAUCGUUGUUUGUUGUUCUUUCUGAUGAGAUUUAUUGAAAAAUUAUUCUUUCGUAUUUGGCAACGUUUGACAAAGUGUUGGGAAUUUCAAAUUGAGGAAUUUGUAAUGAUGAUAAUGACGUAAAAAUAACAAUAGUUUCUGCUUCGUUUGA
This is a messenger RNA of Daphnia pulicaria, 3043 nucleotides long. Its product is annotated as sulfate anion transporter 1-like. The coding region runs from base 446 to 2608 and encodes 720 amino acids. The transcript is spliced from 6 exons. The record is from RefSeq and is a predicted model, not a curated record. NCBI's taxonomy places the organism in Eukaryota, Metazoa, Arthropoda, Branchiopoda, Diplostraca, Daphniidae. Gene Ontology annotation, molecular function: oxalate transmembrane transporter activity; sulfate transmembrane transporter activity; bicarbonate transmembrane transporter activity. Gene Ontology annotation, cellular component: membrane. Gene Ontology annotation, biological process: transmembrane transport.